Molecule: messenger RNA, 766 nt
Organism: Rhodamnia argentea
Lineage: Eukaryota; Viridiplantae; Streptophyta; Magnoliopsida; Myrtales; Myrtaceae
Product: calcium-binding protein CML42-like
Exons: 1
Coding region: 69-713 (214 amino acids)
Molecular function (GO): calcium ion binding
Source: RefSeq, a predicted model, not a curated record
GUUCCUCCCUCUCCCUCUCUCUAGACGCUUCUCUCUCUAAAGGCGAAGAAGGAGACCCGCGGAAAGCCAUGGAAGUCGCCGCCUCCACAAGGCUUGGGUCUUCUUCUUCCUCCUCCUCCUCUCCUCUAGCGAUGGCGUGCGGGAGGAGCCUCAGCAAGAAGUCGGCCUCGUUCCGCCUCCACAGCCCGAGCCUCAACUCGCUCCGCCUCCGCCGCAUCUUCGACCUCUUCGACAAGAACGGCGACGGGGUCAUCACCGCCGGCGAGCUCGGCCACGCCCUCACCUCCCUUGGCCUCGAUGCUAGUCCCACCGAGGUCGACUCUGCCGUCCUCUCCUUCGUCAAGCCCGGCUCCACGGGCCUGGAGUUCGACGACUUCGUCCUCCUCCACCGGUCCCUCGACGACAUCUUCCCUGCUCCGCACGAGAACGGCGACAAUGACUCCGGCGGCAACAGCUCCUCCCCUUCCUCCUCCUCCUCGCAGGACGAGAGCGACCUGUCGGAGGCGUUCAAGGUGUUCGACGAGGAUGGCGACGGGUUCAUAUCGGCGACGGAGCUGCAGACGGUCCUCGGCAAGCUCGGCCUGUCGGAAGGGCAGGAGAUCGCACGGGUCCGGCAGAUGAUCGUGUCGGUCGACCGGAACCGCGACGGGCUGGUCGACUUCUUCGAGUUCAAGGACAUGAUGCGAGGAGUCAUUGCCACGAUCGGUUCUUGAUUCAACAUACAUUUUUAGGGUAUUUGAAUACGGUUUUCCGUAUAUUGAAAUCG